AAUAAUCUUUGUGCUGUGACACUCUUCAUUUGGAAAAACGCGUAGUAUAUCAACAUAUCCUAAAUGUAAGAAAAAGCUCUAUAGAUUGAAUUUGACAGCGCACCAAGCAUCAAUAGUUGAACUGAGGUACUCAGGAUAAAAUGAACUCUUCUUCCUUGGUAUUUACAUCAGUGAUACUGCAUGUUAUCAUUUCAUAUAUGUGUGGAAAACAUGCAUGUUUUGCGUACCGCUGGAAGGCUUCACCAGACAACUGUACAUGCAUCCGCACUGGCCUUUCAACUUACAGCUUGUUUUCUCUUCGAGGACAAAGAAUUUAUGGGUCAGGAUUUCGCCAACAGCAAAGUUACACAUACUCCUUCAUGCCUUGUGUACCCGAUAAUUUGCACUCACGUGAGGGAAAUUGCACAAACGUGGCACUAUGUAAAUACGACACGGAUGGAAUUCCACCUGUGUUCACAGACUUGGGUGAACAAGGAGAUGUUAUGUGCGAAGAAACAGAUGAAUACAGAUUUGCACUAAUAUAUCCUAUAAAGAAGAGUCCUCACUCAAUAAGUCACUCCAAGGUUGUUGUCGAAUGCGAUAAUGAUCCUCAUGCAAAACCUGUGUUAAGUCUAAUAAGCGAGGAAAGUUUGAUAUUCAGCUUAAAGGCCUUUUGCGGAUGUCCAAAUCAAUGUUUACCACCUAAGACUAAUAAUACUGUAACAUUCGGUGAUAUUGUUUCACCGACUGGGGUAACCUCAACUUCAACCAAGGCGAGACCAAAAUCUACACCUGGAGGCUCUUCGUUGAGUUUGGUUGCUCUGGCCCUCCACAUAUUGGUACCAUGUCUUGGAACAUUUUUCCUCAUCUUAAUCUGUUUAUGCUUGUGGUGGCAUCAUGCCACUAUCAAGAAUGCUCUGAUGCGGCUCAGAUGCUGCCACUUUUGUGAUGAGCAUGACGCCUUCGAACGAGUGGAAAGAAUUGGGCGUGCAACAGAAAGAAGUCGUCUUUUCAGGAACCAACAGAGCUACAGAGCUGUUGGACAGGAAGAUUCCGUAGAAAAUGGCCCUGAGGAUGGAGUUACUGGGCAGCAUUUUGAAUUGAUUCGAAAAGGCAACAACACCGCUGUCGUAUAAUUCAAUUCAAAUUUAAGGUGUAGCACCGUGUAGUUAAGACAUGAUUGAACAACUUUUUACCAGUUCUAGAUAUCUUUGAUCCCGUCCUGAUAAAUUAAGUAAACGUAUCACGAUUUCUCGUUAGUUUCUAUUCUCACCAAUUAUUGUAAGAGCCCAAGGAGAAUUAUUAAUUCCUUUCUUAAAUAUUUGGAAGGAUUCAAGUUGUCAAAGGGAGAUGGCUUAAGUUCUGCUCUGGAAAAGGUCUUAUUUUCAUAACUUGAGAACUA
Molecule: messenger RNA, 1381 nt
Organism: Pocillopora verrucosa
Lineage: Eukaryota; Metazoa; Cnidaria; Anthozoa; Scleractinia; Pocilloporidae
Source: RefSeq, a predicted model, not a curated record